Molecule: messenger RNA, 4838 nt
Organism: Phyllostomus hastatus (greater spear-nosed bat)
Lineage: Eukaryota; Metazoa; Chordata; Mammalia; Chiroptera; Phyllostomidae
Gene: PIGG
Product: phosphatidylinositol glycan anchor biosynthesis class G
Exons: 13
Coding region: 931-3864 (977 amino acids)
Biological process (GO): GPI anchor biosynthetic process
Cellular component (GO): endoplasmic reticulum membrane
Source: RefSeq, a predicted model, not a curated record
UCCGAUGAUCCCUCUUGACAUCUGGGUUAGGGAUCCACGCUUAGGACCUCGUUGAACCUUAAUCCCCCCUGAAGACCCAAGGUUUAUAGGGAAGCUGUGUUCAGAACACGCCCCCUCGUGAUCAGGAAACCCUGAGACUCGAGAAGCCGUGUGGAGGCCCGCGGUGCUGCCUGCAGCGAUGGCCGAGUGGACCAGCGGACCGCCGAGGGGCAGUCUCUGUGGGAGGUCGGUAGGAGACACGAGAAAGGUCUGGGGCCACCUAGAGCUGUGCGCACGCAUCUUUCCACCGGACGUGAUCACACGCAGCUUUUACGACCAGAACAGAAACACCCUGAUCCAGACUUUUCUGCUGUGAAGUAAAUGCCCAAAUCCUGAAGCGGGAGAGCCCCUGCGGGACUCGCAGACUCAGCGGUGGCGGCAGGGCGAGUUCACGGGAGAUGAUGGGCAGCUUCACCGAGCGCGCUGGAUCAGCGAUCGCUGACGGUGUUUAGGUGUCGGCCACUACGGCCUCUCCCAAAACUCUGAAGCCAUUUGCACGUCAACAGGGAUUCCGUUUUGAAGAAACAUUACCAGGUUUUAAAUGGACUGGAAGUCAGUAAAAGACUAAGAAAAUGGGGGAAAAGUCCUUUCGCUUUUACAGCCUAGUGAAUUCUGGCGGAACUUUACUUCCGGAGAUUCAAGGAUGGGCGGAGCCAAUGUGGGGCUUGGGGCCGCGCGCCGGAAGUACGUUAAGGCCUCAGAAGACUGGCCGCUCGGUGCCGGAAAGUGCCCGCCCCUUUAGUGCGUACUUCCGGCGCGCUGGUGCGUGACCGCUGGGCGGCCGGCACCGGUCUCUGGCUCAGGGGCUGCUCCCUGCAUCCCGAAGCGGCUGCCGCUGGGCUGCUCUGCCUGGGCUCCGGGACCUGGGUCCCCGCCCGGCGCGAGUGCGCGAUGAGGCUGGGCUCCGGGACCUUCGCCGCAGGCUGCGUAGUGAUCGAGGUGCUCGGGGUCGCGCUCUUCCUUCGCGGAUUCUUCCCGGCCCCUGUGCGUUCCUUUUCCGGGCCGGAGCACCACGCGGAGACCCCCGCGCCCGAGCCCUCGGCAGGAGCCACUUCCAAUUGGACCAACCGUCCGCCUCCUCUUUUCAGUAAAGUUGUCAUUAUGCUGAUAGAUGGCUUGAGAGACGAUUUUGUGUUUGGGUCAAAGGGGGUGAAAUUCAUGCCGUACACCACUUACCUCGUGGAAAAAGGAGCAUCUCACAGUUUUGUGGCUGAAGCAAAGCCACCUACAGUGACUAUGCCUCGAAUCAAGGCCCUGAUGACGGGGAGCCUCCCCGGCUUCAUCGACGUCGUCAGGAACCUCAACUCCCCCGCGCUGCUGGAAGACAAUGUGAUCACGCAGGCCUGGGCCUCGGGGAGGAGGAUCAUCUUCUAUGGGGAUGAGACGUGGGUGAAAUUAUUCCCACGGCAUUUUGUGGAGUAUGAUGGAACCACCUCGUUUUUUGUGUCAGAUUACACAGAGGUGGACGACAACGUCACCAGGCACCUGGGUGCCGUCCUGAAGAGAGGGGACUGGGACGUGCUGAUCCUUCACUACUUGGGGCUGGACCACGUCGGCCACGUCUCCGGGCCCCACAGCCCGCUGAUCGGGCGCAAGCUCGGCGAGAUGGACAGCAUCCUGAUGAGGAUCCACACCUCGCUGCUCUCACAGGAGAGAGAGACGUCCUCGCCCAGUUUGCUGGUCCUUUGUGGCGACCACGGCAUGGCUGAGCGCGGCGGCCACGGGGCCUCCUCUGUGGAGGAGGUGAACACCGCGCUGGUCCUGGUCAGCUCUGCUUUUGAAAGGAAACCCGGUGACGUCAGGCGGCCACAGCACGUCCAACAGACAGACGUGGCCGCAACACUCGCGAUAGGGCUUGGUCUGCCGAUUCCGAAACACAGCGUGGGCUGCCUCCUGCUCCCUGUCGUGGCGGACAGAGCGAUGCGGGAGCAGCUGCGACUCCUGCAUCUGAACGCGGUGCAGCUCCGCAGGCUGCUGCAGGAGAACGUGCCUUCCUACGAGAGGGAGCCUGGGUUUGAGCAGUUCCAGAAGUCAGAGAGGCUGCACGCCAACUGGGUUCGCCUGUACCUGGGGGACAGCCCCUCCGACGUCCUCCUCAGCCUCGGGAGCAAGGUCCGCAGGCAGUACUCGGAUGCCCUGAGGACCCUGAGCCUGGCCCUGAGCGCACAGGGCGCCCACUAUGACGUCUACUCCAUGCUGGUGGGGGCCGUCGUGGUGCUGGAGGUCCUUGCCCUGCUGCUGCUCAGCGUCCCCCAGGCGCUGGGCGCCACGGCCGAGCUGGACGUGCCCCUGUCGUCGCCCGUGUUCUGUCUGCUCUUCUAUCUGACGCUGCUGCUGCUCGGGGCCGUGCACGUCAUCGUCUGCACCUCAGCCGAGAGCUCCUGCUACUUCUGCAGCCUCGCGUGGCCGGCCGUGGCCACGGUGCUGGCGCUCGCCUCUGCCCUGCUCUGCGCAGUCGCGUCCGCCCUGACCAGGACGCUUGUGGGUGGAGAGCUCCUGAGGAGGAACCCGGUGCACCCUGGCCCCAGGUGGCCGGAGUUGGACCUCCUCCUCUUGCUGGGGACGCUGGGCCAUGCCGCAAGCCUGGGCUCGAGCAGCUUCGUCGAGGAGGAGCACCAGACCUGGUACUUCCUCGUCAACACCCUGUGUCUGGCCCUGGGUCACGACAUCUGCAGGCGCUGCUUCCCAGGGGACGACGGCGACAGGGCAGAAGGGCUCGCUGGUGCGGCCCCAACUCGGCGCAGUCAGAGCCCUCGCCAUGACGUGUUGGACCUGGACCAAAGACGCAAGGGCUGCUCCUCCUUGGACGCACUCCGUGGCCCUGAGAAGUGGAUGGUGCUGGCGAGCCCGUGGCUGGUGCUCAGCUGCUGCCGGCUGCUGCGGUCCCUGAACCACACGGGGGUGCAGUGGGCCCACCGCCCCGACCUGGGGCACUGGCUCGCCAGCUCCCACCACAAAGCCGAGCUCUCCGUGCUGGCCGCCCUGUGCCUCCUGGCGAUCUUCACGCUGGCUCACCGGCGGUGCUCCCCAGUGUCCAGGGUGGCCAUGGCACUCGGCCUGCUGGGCGUCUACUGCUACCGGGCGGCCACCGGCCACCUGCUGCUGCCGUGGCAACGAGAGAGCAAGGGCAUUUCCAAGGGUAUCAUUGAGGCUCGUUUUGUUUAUGUGUUUGUCCUUGGCCUUCUGUUCACGGGCACCAAGGACUUGCUUAAGUCUCGAGUCAUUGCCGCAGACCACACACACCAGCCCACAGGCCUGUGGGACCUUCACGGGGGCCUCGUGCUGCUGGCGGCGCUGCUGGUCCGGCCGCACAACCUUCCCGUCCUGCUGUGCAGCCUCUUGGUCCAGGCCGUGAUGACCAGGUUCGUCUGGAGGCCCCUGAGGCACAACGCCGCGGAGGUCACGGCCAUGCAUUACUGGUUCGGUCAAGCGUUCUUCUACUUCCAGGGAAACUCCAACAACAUCGCCACAGUGGACAUCUCGGCGGGCUUCGUGGGUCUGAACACCUACGUGGAGGUCCCCGCCGUGUUCCUGACAGCGUUCUCAACGUACGCGGGGCCUGUGCUGUGGGCCAGCCACUUGGUGAACUUCCUGAGCUCCGACACCCGCAGUGGUUCAGCCCUGAGACACGCCUGCUUCUGCUACGCAUUGCUCUGCUCUCUCCCAGCGUCUGCGUACAUCCUUCUGGUGACAUCCCUGCGCUACCACUUGUUCAUAUGGAGCGUGUUUUCUCCGAAACUUCUCUACGAGGGCGUGCACCUGCUCCUCACGGCGGCUGUCUGCCUGUCCUUCGUCGCCUCGGAUCGGAGCCACGCCAAGUCUUAGACACUGGAAAACCAGAUACUUCCAAAGUCUACUUUAUUCCGUGGAUCUGGAUGUGAUCUAAAUGCAAGAUUGUUCUGAAAAAAAGAAAUGUGUGGCUUCUACAAUGUUGACGAAUACCUGCAGUUUCUUGGACUGCUGUGCUUGCAUUCCGGUUCAGUAGCAAGUGGCUUCCUUUGCCCUGUUGACAAUCACUCCAGCCACUUCUGAACUUUUAACUCCCUCUGGGUAAGUGAGGAUAUGACCCAAAGUUGUGUGUUUAAAUUGGUGCCUUGAAAGGUCACCAGGGUGUGUGUAUGUGUGUGUGUGUGACCUUCAGAGCCCAGCAGCCCUGUGGGAACAGGGUCCUGUCUGGCCCUGUACAGACACCACAGGAGGCCCGGGGGCUCUGCCAUCUGAGGUCGCAUCUGUCAGCAUGAAUGGCUUUUGAAACUAAAAUUAAGACAUGUCAAAAAAUUUAUUCAUUUAAAAAUAAAGGUAUAACCCUGUUGUAAGUUAAUAUAACAAAUUUUUAAGAAAAAUAACUAUUUUCAAAAACAAAUGUUUAGCAAGAAGAAUGGUGUUAUUUUAUAUUUUUGCAACUCUCUUUCAUGUCCGGCUUCACUGAGGACAGUUGGGUUCUGUGUCCACUUGGCUGCAAUCCACAUGUUUAGAGGAACUGGUCACGUAGACCCGUCUGUGGGCAAGGGAGGGUAUUUUCACUCCUUUUACUGGUCAGCAUGAGUGUUAUUUUCGAUAUUGCACUGAAAUUCCACAAGCGAGAGUCUCUUAAAGGUCUGCUGGGGAAAAGCGACGAGUGUGGGAAAACCAGACUUGACCUGUGAGUCUGCUCCGAGUCACCGCCUCGCUCGCCGGGUCUUGUCCAGGCCUGUGGCCCUCACUGCUGCAGGGGAAGCUGAGGUGUGGGUGGAGGGGCUCUGCACUGUUCUUGCAACUUCAUGUGGUUUUCAGACUCCUUGAAAAUAAAGUUACUUGGA